UACCGCGGUUAUCGCACUCCCAUGAGCGCCGGAUUCCUCUUGCUACCGCAAUCCUUUUGUCGACAAACGCAAUCCGCGAAGCCUCCGCCAAGCACGCCCGCCGCACUUCCCCUCGAACUCCCCGUAGCCGCCGCCAGCCCUCUCCGCCGGACGUCCUCCCUCUCCACGGCGGGAUGCGCUGCCUGUAGCCUAGGCGAGGUCACGAUGGGGCGCGCGGUGUGCGUGGCGCCGCCGCCUAUCCGCCACCAAGGGUGCUUCGUCUCAUGGGUACAACUUCGAGGGCCGAGCUCCUCACGUUGGUGCGGGGCGGAUGGCGGAUGCACGGGGAUGGCGAGAAGCGUCACGGCACCACGCGGCCCGCUGAUCUGGAACCCCGACCUGGCCUACGACGCUCGCUAGGACUACCGCGGCGUCUUCUACCACGGUCAGUAUCUGGGAUGAUGGCGAUGAGGGCGGCCGUUGAGAACAGAAGUCCGAUGGCGUGGAAGCCCACGGGCGUCCGAGACAUGGAGAGCCAGCAUCACACGUUCUUUUCUUCUCUUCAGGAAAGAUGUUUGCUGUUGUGUUGCAAGAUCCUUUCUUUCUUCAGGGAAGAAUUGAAGGGACGAAAAGAAGACAACAUUGCCAAGUAGCUGGCCCAUGACAAGUUUAGGACGUGUGCUGCUAGCUGUUCUUGCGCUCUGGCAUUUCUUGGAAACUUUGAUUGAAUCUAGGCAUUGCUUUUGGUUGUUCAGGAAAUUUGCCACUUCCAUGGUGAGCAAAGGGCAACCUGAUUGUUAGCCAAUUAUAACUGAUCCAGCACUCGGAGUUGAUAAGUAGAAUGAAUCAAUUGGCAAUGGCACCGUUGAUAUUGAUGCCGGUCCAUGGCAGUGAUAAUGACAUUGACACAGUAUUUGCACUUGUGAUUUGUGCAUUUACUCAGAAAGGGAUGGGUUUCGGGCA
Sorghum bicolor (sorghum) is the source of this 942-nucleotide messenger RNA. RefSeq lists its product as uncharacterized. Bases 264 to 632 code for a protein of 122 amino acids. The transcript is spliced from 3 exons. The record is from RefSeq and is a predicted model, not a curated record. Lineage: Eukaryota; Viridiplantae; Streptophyta; Magnoliopsida; Poales; Poaceae.